UUCUACACAAAAUCUAAAUUUUCUUUACCUACGAUAUUAAAGCGGGAAAGAUGGGCACUAAGUAUGAUUCUUUACACAUAUUUUUCUUCCCCUUCAUGGCUCAUGGCCAUGUGAUACCUUUAGUAGACAUGGUCAAACUAUUUGCUGCAAAGGGUGUGAAAACCACCAUAAUCACCACACCCCUCAAUGUGCCUACCUUCUCUAAAGCUAUAGAAAAUGCCAAAACUCAUCGAAUCAAAGAGAUCCAAAUCCAAACCAUUAAGUUCCCCAACGUGGAGGUUGGUUUACCAGAAGGAUGCGAACAUGUUGAUUCUAUCCCUUCACCAAAUUUAUUUCCAGCCUUCCUUGAGGCUAUUGCUUUGCUAAAAGAGCCCUUUGAGCAAUUUUUGUUUCAACAACGUCCAAAUUGUGUUGUUGCUGAUAUGUUCUUCCCAUGGGCAACUAACUCUGCUGCCAAGUUUGGAAUUCCUAGGCUCGUGUUCCAUGGCAUUAGUCUAUUCUCUUUGUCGGCUACUGCAACAAUGACCCUUUACGAGCCUUACAACAACACUUCAUCUGACUCAGAGUUAUUUGUUAUUCCUAAUUUUCCUGGUGAAAUUAAAAUGACAAGGUUGCAGGUGGGAAAUCUCCUUAGUAAAGAUGAAAUGAGCUCAUUUUGGAAGGAAGUGCAUGAAUCAGAUGUGAAGAGCUAUGGGGUGGUAGUUAACAGCUUCUAUGAACUUGAGAAGGAUUAUGCAGAUCUUUAUGUGAAGAAACUUGGAAGAAAAGCAUGGCCUAUAGGCCCUUUGUCUCUUUGCAACAAGGAUAAAGAGGAUAAAACAUAUAGAAGGAAUAAAACAUCUAUCGAUGACCAUGAAUGCUUAAAGUGGCUAGACUCAAAAAGAAGUAAUUCAGUUGUUUACGUGUGUUUUGGGAGUGUCGUAAGGUUUCCCAAUUCUAUGCUUCGAGAGAUUGCUAUGGGACUUGAGGCAUCAGGACAACAAUUCAUAUGGGUGAUGGGAAAGCAGAAAGAAGAUAGCGAAGAAUGGGUACCUGAUGAAGGGUUUGAGAAAAGAAUGGAACACAAAGGACUAAUUAUUAGAGGUUGGGCACCUCAAGUACUGAUUCUUGAACAUGAAGCUAUUGGUGCAUUUGUGACUCAUUGUGGAUGGAAUUCAACAUUGGAAGGUGUGGCUGCUGGGGUGCCCAUGAUAACCUUUCCUGUGAGUGCUGAACAGUUUUACAAUGAAAAGUUGUUAACUGAGGUGCUUAAAAUUGGUGUGCCUGUUGGUGUUAAAAAAUGGACUCUCUUUGUGGGGGAUGAUAGUGUUAAGUGGGAUGCAAUUGAGAAGGCUGUGAAAAGAGUAAUGGUAGAGGAAGAAGCUGAGGGAAUGAGAAAUAGGGCAAAAGCGCUUGCGCAGAUGGCAAGACUUGCAGUGGAAGAAGGAGGAUCUUCCGACUUAAAUUUGGAUGCUUUAAUUGUGGAGUUGUGUUCCCUAUCCCAUUGAUGCAACUCACAUGAACAAAGUGUUAUGUUUAAU
Molecule: messenger RNA, 1520 nt
Organism: Cajanus cajan (pigeon pea)
Lineage: Eukaryota; Viridiplantae; Streptophyta; Magnoliopsida; Fabales; Fabaceae
Product: scopoletin glucosyltransferase
Molecular function (GO): UDP-glucosyltransferase activity
Source: RefSeq, a predicted model, not a curated record